AUGGAGGUGCUUUUAAAUGGAAGAGGAUUAAUCAUAUCCUUAAUUUUCCUUCUGUUGAAAUUCUCAACAGCGAUUGAAAUACCACUCUCAGUUCAACAGGUUCCAACAAUCACGAAACAGUCAAAAGUGCAAGUUGCCUUUCCCUUUGAUGAGUAUUUUCAAAUUGAAUGUGAAGCUAAAGGAAAUCCAGAGCCAAUAUUUAUGUGGACUAAGGAUGACAAGCAUUUUAAUCUCUCUGACCCUCGGAUAAUCGUAUCUAACAAUUCAGGAACAUUCAAGAUCCCAAAUGAGGGGCACAUAUCCCACUUUCAAGGGAAAUACCGCUGUUUUGCUUCUAAUAAACUGGGAGUUGCUAUGUCAGAAGAAAUAGAAUUUGUAGUUCCAAGUGUUCCAAAAUUCCCAAAAGAAAAAAUUGACCCUCUUGAAGUGGAGGAGGGAGAUCCGAUUGUCCUGCCAUGCAAUCCUCCCAAAGGCCUCCCACCUCUACACAUUUAUUGGAUGAAUAUUGAAUUAGAACACAUUGAACAAGAUGAAAGAGUAUACAUGAGCCAAAAGGGAGAUCUAUACUUUGCAAAUGUGGAAGAAAAAGACAGUCGGAAUGAUUACUGUUGCUUUGCUGCAUUUCCAAGAUUAAGGACUAUUGUACAGAAAAUGCCAAUGAAGCUAACAGUUAACAGUUUAAAGCAUGCUAUUGACUCAAGUUCAUCCACAGAAAUUGGUUCCCAGGCAAAUUCAAUCAAGCAAAGAAAACCCAGACUGCUGUUGCCUCCUACGGAGAGUGGCAGUGAGUCUUCAGUUACCGUCCUCAAAGGGGACACCUUGUUGCUCGAGUGUUUUGCUGAAGGCCUACCAACUCCACAAGUUGAUUGGAAGAAAAUGGGUAGUGACUUACCAAAGGGAAGAGAAACAAAAGAAAACUAUGGCAAAACUUUGAAGAUAGAGAAUGUCUCCUACCGGGACAAAGGAAAUUAUCGCUGCACAGCCAGCAAUUUCUUGGGAACAGCCACUCAUGAUUUUCAUGUUAUAGUAGAAGAGCCCCCUCGCUGGACGAAGAAACCUCAGAGUGGCGUGUAUAGCACCGGCAGCAGUGGAAUCCUGUUAUGUGAAGCAGAAGGAGAGCCUCAACCCACAAUCAAGUGGAGAGUCAAUGGCUCCCCUAUUGACAAUCAUCCAUUUGCUGGUGAUGUUGUCUUCCCCAGGGAAAUCAGUUUUACCAACCUACAACCGAAUCAUACUGCUGUGUACCAGUGCGAAGCCUCAAAUGUCCACGGAACGAUCCUUGCCAGUGCCAAUAUUGAUGUUGUAGAUGUUCGUCCAUUGAUACAAACUAAAGAUGAAGAAAAUUAUGCUACCGUGGUUGGGUACAGUGCUUUCUUAGAUUGCAAGUUCUUUGCUUCACCCGAGGCAAUAGUGUCCUGGCAGAAGGUGGAAGAAGCAAAACCCCUUGAAGGCAAGCGGUACCAUAUCCACGAAAACGGCACAUUACAGAUCAACAGAACCACCGAAGAAGAUGCUGGGUCAUACUCUUGUUGGGUAGAAAAUGCUAUAGGAAAAACUGCAGUCACAGCCAAUUUGGAUAUUAGAAAUGCUACAAAACUUCGAGUUUCUCCAAAGAAUCCUCGCGUCCCCAAAUCACACAUGCUUGAAUUACAUUGUGAGAGCGAAUGCGACUCACAUCUGAAACACAGUUUGAAGUUGUCCUGGAGUAAAGAUGGAGAAGCCUUUGAAAUGAAUGCAACAGAAGAUGGCAGGAUAAUUAUUGACGGCACUAAUCUGACCAUAUCAAAUGUCACUUUAGAGGACCGUGGGGUUUACUCCUGUACAGCUCUAACUGCUCUAGAUAGCGCUGCUGAUAUAACUCAAGUAACUGUCCUUGAUGUUCCGGAUCCACCAGAAGGCCUUCACUUGUCUGAAAGACAGAACAGGAGUGUUCGGCUAACCUGGGAAGCUGGAGAUGACCACAAUAGCAAUAUUAGCGAGUAUAUCAUUGAAUUUGAAGGAAAUAAAGAGGAACCUGGAAGGUGGGAGGAACUGACUAGAGUCCAAGGAAAGGAAACAACCCUUGUGUUACAUUUGGCUCCAUAUGUGAGAUACCAGUUCAGGGUCAUAGCCGUGAAUGAGGUGGGGAGAAGUCAACCCAGCCAGCCAUCUGACCACCAUGAAACACCACCAGCAGCUCCAGACAAGAAUCCACGACACAUAAGGGUUCAAGCCUCUCAGCCUAAGGAGAUGAUUAUAAAAUGGGAGCCUUUGAAAUCCAUGGAGCAGAAUGGGCCAGGACUGGAGUACAGAGUCUCCUGGAAGCCACAGGGAGCCCCAAUGGAGUGGGAAGAAGAAACAGUCACAAACCACACAUUGCGGGUGAUGACACCUACUGUCUAUGCUCCUUAUGAUGUCCAAGUCCAAGCUGUCAAUCAACUCGGCUCUGGGCCUGAACCUCAGUCAGUGACUCUCUAUUCUGGAGAAGACUAUCCUGACACAGCUCCCGUGAUCCAUGGGGUGGACAUUAUAAACAGUACAUUAGUUAAAGUUUCCUGGUCAACAAUUCCAAAGGACAGAGUACAUGGACAUCUGAAAGGAUAUCAGAUAAAUUGGUGGAAAACAAAAAGUCUGUUGGAUGGAAGAACACAUCCCAAAGAAGUAAACACUCUAAGAUUUUCAGGACAAAGAAACCAUGGAAUGGUUCCUUCCCUAGAUGCCUUUAGUGAAUUUCACUUAACAGUCUUAGCCUAUAAUUCCAAAGGAGCUGGUCCAGAAAGUGAGCCUUAUACAUUUCAAACACCAGAAGGAGUACCUGAACAGCCAACUUUUCUCAAGGUCAUCAAAGUUGAUAAAGACACUGCCACUUUAUCCUGGGGACUACCUACAAAAUUAAAUGGAAACUUAACUGGCUAUUUAUUACAAUACCAGAUAAUAAAUGACACCUAUGAAAUUGGAGAAUUAAAUGAUAUCAACAUUACAACUCCAUCAAAGCCCAGCUGGCGUCUCUCAAACCUCAGUGCAACUACUAAAUACAAAUUCUACUUGAGGGCUUGUACUUCAAAGGGCUGUGGAAAACCAGUCACUGAGGAGAGCUCCACAUUAGGGGAAGGGAGUAAAGAUAUCGGGAAGCUAUCAGAAGAAGUAAAUCUUACUCAAAAGAUUCACCCAAUAGAGGUAUUUGAGCAUGGAGCUGAACAUAUCGUUCGCCUAAUGACUAAGAAUUGGGGUGAUAACGAUAGCAUUUUUCAAGAUGUAAUUGAGACAAGAGGGAGAGAAUAUGCUGGUUUAUAUGACGACAUCUCCACUCAAGGCUGGUUCAUUGGACUGAUGUGUGCAGUUGCUCUUCUCACACUCAUGUUGUUGACUGUUUGCUUUGUGAAGAGGAACAGAGGUGGAAAGUAUUCAGUGAAAGAAAAGGAAGAUUUGCAUCCAGAUCCAGAAGUUCAGUCUGUAAAAGAUGAAACCUUUGGUGAAUACAGUGACAGUGAUGAAAAACCUCUCAAAGGAAGCCUUCGGUCUCUUAAUAGGAACAUGCAGGCCACAGAAAGUGCUGACAGCUUAGUCGAAUACGGAGAGGGAGACCACGGUCUCUUCAAUGAAGAUGGAUCGUUUAUUGGAGCUUAUACUGGAUCUAAGGAGAAAGGAUCUGUUGAAAGCAAUGGAAGUUCUACAGCAACAUUUCCACUCCGGGCAUAA
Cynocephalus volans (Philippine flying lemur) is the source of this 3678-nucleotide messenger RNA. RefSeq names its product cell adhesion molecule L1 like (gene CHL1). The record is from RefSeq and is a predicted model, not a curated record. Gene Ontology annotation, cellular component: axon; plasma membrane. The transcript is spliced from 26 exons. The coding region runs from base 1 to 3678 and encodes 1225 amino acids. Lineage: Eukaryota; Metazoa; Chordata; Mammalia; Dermoptera; Cynocephalidae. Gene Ontology annotation, molecular function: cell-cell adhesion mediator activity. Gene Ontology annotation, biological process: brain development; axon guidance; cell-cell adhesion.